AUGGAGCCAACUCGGGAGCGCCUGGUUCAGAGCCUCGAGCUCAAGCUAGGCGAUCUCGAGCACAAGGUUCAGGCCUACCGCCACGAACUGGUUGUCGAAUUUCAGCACUACUACGACCAGACGCUCAACGAUGUCACACCCGCUAUCGCCGACGAGGUCGAGCGGUCAAUCCAAGCAUCGCUGAGUGACAGAUAUCCAGCUCUCAGCCCAGAGCUCACGCUUGCUGGUUUUCGUCCUGCUCACGCUCACCAGGCUGACUCACCUGGGCGAUCAUCUCUUUCCGGCCGGCCUUCUCCGCCACCCGCCGUAUUCGGCCCUCCCGUAGCCGCGGACAAUUCCCAUGAUCGAGAGCACGAGUUCCCGGGACUGUUUACUCCCUUUUUCCUCCCUUUGCUGGAGAGCUCACCUCCCGUGCCCAGCUCGCUGCCAGCAAUUCAGUCGCUGCCUAUGCCAAUGGUAGAAGGCAGUGGAAUGGGCAAUGAUGCUGGAGCACCCAGCUCAGCUGAUCAGCAGAAAGGGAUCCAAGACAUGGAGGGGCCCAGCGAGACCGGGGGCCACGCGCAAGGCACGUCACAGGCACAGGCACAGGCACCGUCCGAGUCAUCAGCGCAGGCAGCCUCGCAGUCCGCCGCAAGGCGACCAAGCAAUGGUCGACGUGCCACCGAUGACACACCACUCUCUCCAGGAUCUGAUAAAAGCGAAACCAAAACACCACGAAGCGCCCUACGCCGGUCAUCUAUUUUAUCCAAGCAGUCUCAGCCAAGUCCUCGCCGAGUUCGCUUCGAAUUCCAGGGCGCUGAGGUUCUACCCACUGCUUCGCCGCAAAUCGGUGAUCCUUUUCUCCCACGACUGACUGCUCCCGGCGCAUCGGACAAUACGCGAUCCUCUGGCGAGAUCUUGGGCGACGACAUUGGAGAGGACAACUCUUCCUUCAACAUAGGACUCCCGCCCCGCAAGAUAUCUUCCUCGGAUGCCCUGAGGGCUCUAUCACGGGCGCCUUUGGACGAGGGCACUGUUUGGACUGUUGUCAACCCAACCGCAUCUGACGAAAACACUUCGAAUUCUUCAAGCCCGCUAUCGGCUGCCCCAACCACUACUGCGCCUGUCCCAAGUGUGACAGCUGAAGCGACGAUGGCGGCAGCAAAUUCUGCGGCGGCCAAGGCUACCGCACUACCAACGACGAUAAAGGCACCCGAGACAAAUCAUAGCAUUACUACAACUAAUAAUUUGGAAGGCAUCAAUCAGGGGGCUGAGAGCGAAGACUCUUCCGACGAAGAAUUCCUAUCAAUGGGCCAAUCUCGCUCAUCAAUAAGUGAAAAGCCGAAGGAGACAAAUGCGAAGGAGGCGCCAAAAGAGAAUGGGGAGAGACUGGAGCUCAUCAGCCCGCUGCCCACAAACGAACCCAGCUCCACAACCAAGGCUGUUGAGGACAAAGAUUUAUAUUCUCCAGACGAAUUUGAGUCUGAUGAGAUGUUCCUUUUCGAAACUGGUGGCCUGAGUGCGCCUCCACGACCACGACAGCCAAGACCACCCAAGCCUGAGUCUCCCGAACAGUCACCACCCCCUUCUCCUCGCAACAGAUACAACGAUAUCUCCGAACCAUCACCUUACAGUAAAUCGCCUGCCGUUGCGAUUUCAAGGCCAUCUGGCCCAAUUACACCUACCUCAGCAAAAUUCGCUGUUGGGUCCCUGGGAUCAUACAAGGGGCGCCCUGUGGUGAUGCCAAUUGUGAAAGAUCCAGAUUUGCAUGCUCAAGUUGCUUCACUUGGGAAUUUCAAUACGUUCGUUGGGGGGCUGGAUGGGCGCACCGGAGUUGACGAAGGUGACCUGAACAGCUUUCGGGCAAGCUUAGCCCAAGGCGACUUCUCCGGAACCCCCCGCAGUCUGACUGAGAGAAUGAUGAUGGAGGAAGCACGUGGCGACAGAAACACCCGGGUUUGA
Messenger RNA from Clonostachys rhizophaga, 1941 nucleotides. NCBI's taxonomy places the organism in Eukaryota, Fungi, Ascomycota, Sordariomycetes, Hypocreales, Bionectriaceae. The record is from the annotation of a GenBank genome assembly.